UGUGUACCGGGGACGCUGGGGUGGCUGACGGCGGUAUUUUUUUUAGUGGUGGCGCAGCAUCCUUUGUACCGUGUCGCCUAGUGCUGAGGGGUGGAUCAGUUCUCGUCAGAAUCAAGGAUGAUGUUAACCAGAUUCGAAAGAAGGACGUGGGCCAUGUGAUUAGUUAUGUGGGAGUACAGAACGUUAUCGUUUAGUGCGAAUGACAGGGUUUUGCCUACCUGGAUAGCGCUCAGCGGAGGAUGCUGCUAGAAAGACCCCGAAGAUGAGUCAUGUUGGUGCGUGAUUAGAUGCCUACGGUGGAUUUUAAUUGUACUGUGAAGAGAACUCUUUUAAUCGUUACGGUGCGAGAAGGAAUAAAUAUGUCGAGACAAAAACAGAGUGAGACAGUGAAGGUGGUGGUGCGAUGCCGCCCAUUCAUGAGAGAGGAGACGAACAACGAUAACAUACUGGAGGUUAAUACAAAACUGGGGCAGAUCACACUAAGGAAUCCGAGGGCGUCACCUGAAGAACUCAUGAAAUCGUUCACCUUUGAUGCUGUCUAUGACUCUGAGUCGAAACAGGGAGAUAUAUAUGAUGAUACAGUCAGACCCCUUGUAGACUCAGUGUUACAAGGAUUUAACGGAACAAUAUUUGCUUAUGGACAGACUGGAACAGGUAAAACAUACACUAUGUUAGGUAUGCCUACAGACAAUGAGAGAGGGAUCAUCCCAAAUUCGUUUAACCACAUUUUUACUCAGAUCUCCAGGUCUCAGAACCAGCAAUAUUUGGUGAGGGCAUCCUAUCUAGAGAUUUAUCGGGAGGAGAUUCGGGACCUGUUAUGUAAAGACAACAACAAGAAACUAGACCUCAAAGAAAACCCAGAUUCAGGGGUCUAUGUCAAAGAUCUUUCCUCAGUUGUGACUAAGAAUGUCAUGGAGAUUGAACAUGUCAUGAUGAUAGGAGACCAGUCCAGGUCUGUGGGGUUCACUAAUAUGAACGAACGCAGCUCGCGGUCCCAUGCUAUCUUCAUGAUCACGGUGGAGUGCAGUGAGAAAGGUGCAGAUGGAGAGGACCACAUACGGGUUGGGAAGCUGAACAUGGUUGACCUGGCUGGCAGUGAACGUCAGAGCAAGACCGGUGCCAAAGGGGAGCGCCUGAAGGAGGCCACCAAAAUCAACCUGUCCCUUUCUGCACUGGGUAAUGUCAUAUCUGCUUUAGUGGAUGGGAAGAGCACACACAUACCUUACAGGGACUCUAAACUCACCCGUCUUCUCCAGGAUUCGCUGGGGGGCAACGCAAAGACGGUCAUGAUAGCGACUCUGGGACCGUCGUCUAAGCACUAUGAAGAGUCCCUGACAACACUGAGGUACGCAAACAGGGCCAAAAACAUAAAGAACAAACCCAAGAUCAACGAAGAUCCGAAGGAUGCUCUGCUGAGAGAGUUUCAGGAGGAGAUCGCCCGCCUGAAAGCCCAGCUUGAAGAGCGAGGGAUGAUGGCGAAGGAGAGGAGGAGAAGGAGGAAUAGCAGGAGACUGACUAAAAGUAUGAUUGUAGAGGAUGUUGCCCACCGAGAAAGGGAUGCAGAACUGUGGAAGGCUCUGGAAGCCGAAUGGAAGCGGAAUGCGGAAUACUAUAUGAAGGAAGAUGAGGAAAACAAAAUGAAAGAGGAGGAGAUAAGUGUAGGGAUAUCAAGCACACUCAACUCCAUAGGUGACUCUGUGGACGGCAGUCCCAAAAAAGCUGUUACCUCCAGAAUACCCAUACAUAGAUUCAGCUCUGUGGGGGAAAGUCCUAAAAAGUCUGUUUCCGGCAACAUAGCAAUACAUAGAUUUAGUUCUGUGGAGGACAGCCCGAAAAAAUCUGUUCCCACCAGUGCCCAUAGCAGCCCAGGGGCCAGAGAGAAGUGGAAGGCAUUUGGGGAGAAGGAACAGAUGGAAAAGGAAAGGAUGAUGGAAGACAUGCAGAAGGAACAGGAAGCUAUGGAAAAGAUUAUUGAGAAGUAUAAGGCAAUGGAGAGCAAAAUAUUGGCUGGGGGAAAGAACAUUAUUGACCACACCAACGAGCAACAGAAGAUGCUGGAAUUAAAAAGGCAGGAGAUUGCAGAGCAGAUAAGACGUGAGAGAGAGAUACAACAACAGGUGAUGGCUCAGGAUGAGGAGACAGGAGAGCUGAGAGAGACCUUCUCCUCCCUGCAGCAGGAGGUGGAUCUCAAGACCAAGAAGCUCAAAAGGUUGUAUGCCAAGCUGCAGUUAGUGAAGGCUGAGAUUGGGGAUGUCAUUGAUGAGCAUGUAGUAACCAGGCAGGAGCUUGAGCAGACACAGAAUGAACUCACUAGAGAACUCAAGUUCAAGUAUCUCUUAAUUGAGAAUUUCAUCCCUCCUGAAGAAAAGAACAAGAUUAUGAACCGGCUUCAUUUUGACAGUGAGGAAGACCAGUGGAGGUUUAUGCCAUUUGGGACUUCAGAAGGGAAGUCAGCUCAUCAGUUGAAACGAAGGCCCACAUCUGUGGUGGGAUACAAGAGACCUAUCAGCCAGUACGCACAGAUGGCAGCCACAACAGGAGCCCCAUGUAGAUAUCGGGCUGAGAAUGUAAUGCUCCUGGAGCUAGAUAUGAGCCCACCCACCAUGUACACCCUAAACCUUAAUGGAGCACACCUGGAACAGGCCUUUGGAGGUCCUGGUAGCCCAAGGAGAGACCUGCUAAUCAACGUCCCCUUCAGGGACAGAACCACUGCAUCAGGAAGGGUCCGGAAGUCACGAUCCUGGUACCAGGCACCACGCUCAUCCUCUUCAUGUGUUUCAUCAUCUUCAUCUUCCAGUUCCAUAACCCAAGGUCCCCAGACCCAGUGUUCCCCUAACACCCAGAGACCCUCAUCUGCCAACUACACUCCACUGGAAGGUGCCAUUCCAGGGAGCCCCUGAUUCUAGAUUCUAUAACAUUCCAGUGUAUAUCAUAUAUGCCUUGCUGUCUUACAUUAUGCAAACAACAGUUUCAUAGUAUAUUAUUUCACCACACUCAAUAUGUCUGUAACUGAAAGAUUCACAUACGCCUUUGUGGAAAGGAUUGCAAAGCUGAGAUCUUAAUUUAAUUUUUCGCUAUCAUUAUUGCUUAUGCUGAUAGUGACUAAAGUUAAUGUUUAGCUUUUGAUGUACUGAAACAUCAAAAUAAAUGGUAUGAACUG
Molecule: messenger RNA, 3160 nt
Organism: Esox lucius (northern pike)
Lineage: Eukaryota; Metazoa; Chordata; Actinopteri; Esociformes; Esocidae
Gene: kif3cb
Product: kinesin family member 3Cb
Exons: 8
Coding region: 288-2900 (870 amino acids)
Biological process (GO): microtubule-based movement
Molecular function (GO): microtubule binding; ATP binding; microtubule motor activity
Source: RefSeq, a predicted model, not a curated record